UCCGCGGAGGCGUGGGAUGAACAGACUGGCGUGUUUUGGCGCCAGGAAGUUCCAAAGUUUAUACGAAGUUUCGUAGGGAGUGUGCGUCAUGGAAAAGCCAUGCGUGGAUUUCAAAGUUGCUUUUGCACCGAAAUACACCGAUGGGUUAAUUCCAGUUUCCACGAACUCAUGGAAGGGCCCCUGUACACCAAGAGCUGAGGAAGCCGUAGGCUGAGGGGUCGUGAAGGCUGCAGACCUCUGGGAAUGGAAGGAUUCGGGAGAUGGCGUCCGGAUCGCGUUCUUUUCCGUGUAGCCCCCUCCCCUGAGAAGGCUGUGCUGUUGAUUGGCGGUGCCCAAGGGUCUCGUCCCUGCCCGCCGGGCCUGGGCAGCUUCCAGGGCCUGACAACCCAGGCUGAACUCGGCCAUCACGGAUCGCAGCAGCAUUCAGAAGUGCCCUGUGUGUCGCCGGCCCAGCCAGGCCCCGGGCCAUGCUCUCUGCCGCCCGGGGUGACCCUGCACCGCGACCCGGGAAGACUGGUGGCUCUUUGGGGAGCACGUGCUUUCUUGGCGCAGGCACCGGCCCCUCACUGCCGUGGGUGGGGAGCGGAUGAGCCCUAUGCCGUCUGCGUGGUCAGCGCUGAGACCAGUUUGGGGACAGUGGUGUGACUGGCAGCAUGCCCCCUCCCAGGACGAGGGAUGCCAGGGACCACAGAGACCACCGUCGGGCUCCCAGUGAGGAAGAGGCCCCGGAGAAGUGGGACUGGAGCUGCCCGGAGACGCGGCGCCUCCUGGAGGAUGCCUUCUUCCGGGGGGAGGACCCCAUCCGGCAGGGUUCUGAGGAGUGCCAGAGGUUCUGGGCCUUCUUUGAGCGCCUGCAGAGAUUCCGGAGCCUCAAGGCCUCCAGGCAGGAGGAGGCAGACCCCGGGCAUCCCACACACAGCAUCCCGGCGCUGGCUGACCUCCCUCGCGCUUACGACCCACGUUACCGCAUCAACCUCUCCGUCCUCGGCCCUGACACGCGGGGCUCUCGGGAGCUGGGCCGGUGCCUGCCCCCGGAGAGAGCGUCCGAGUUCCGCCGCGCCCUGCUGCACUACCUGGACUUCAGCCAGAAGCAGGCGUUUGCGCGGCUGGCGAAACUGCAGCGCGAGCGGGCGGCGCUUCCCAUUGCUCAGUACGAGAAACGCAUCCUGCGGACCCUGAAGGAGCACCAGGUGGUGGUGGUGGCCGGCGACACCGGCUGCGGCAAGUCCACUCAGGUGCCCCAGUACCUACUGGCCGCUGGCUUCAGUCACGUGGCCUGCACCCAGCCCCGGAGAAUUGCCUGCAUCUCCCUGGCCAAGCGUGUGGGCUUCGAGAGCCUCAGUCAGUACGGCUCGAAGGUCGGCUACCAGAUCCGCUUUGAGAGCACGCGUUCUGCCGCCACCAAGAUUGUGUUCCUGACCGUGGGGCUGCUCUUGCGGCAAAUCCAGCGGGAACCCAGCCUGCCGCAGUACGAGGUUCUGAUUGUGGAUGAAGUCCAUGAGCGGCACCUCCACAAUGACUUCCUGCUGGGUGUCCUGCGCCGCCUGCUGCCCCAGCGGCCUGACCUCAAGGUCAUCCUCAUGUCGGCCACCAUCAACAUCUCGCUCUUCUCCAGCUACUUCGGCAAUGCCCCUGUGGUGCAGGUGCCCGGGAGGCUGUUCCCCAUCACGGUGGUCUACCAGCCGCAGGAGGCAGAGCCGACCACAUCCAAGUCGGAGAAGCUGGACCCACGGCCUUUCCUGAGGGUGCUGCAGGCCAUUGACAAUAAGUACCCCCCCGAGGAGCGGGGGGACCUCCUGGUCUUCCUCAGCGGCAUGGCGGAGAUCAGCGCCGUGCUGGAGGCCGCCCAGACCUAUGCCAGCCACACCCAGCGCUGGGUGGUGCUGCCGCUGCACAGCGCGCUCUCUGUGGCCGACCAGGACAAGGUGUUUGACGUGGCACCCCCUGGAGUCCGGAAGUGCAUCCUCUCCACCAAUAUCGCCGAGACCUCGGUCACUAUCGAUGGGAUCCGCUUUGUGGUUGAUUCUGGCAAAGUGAAGGAGAUGAGCUAUGACCCGCAGGCCAAACUGCAGAGGCUGCAGGAGUUCUGGAUCAGUCAGGCCAGCGCCGAGCAGCGCAAGGGCCGGGCAGGCCGCACGGGCCCCGGGGUCUGCUUCCGCCUCUACGCUGAGUCAGACUACGAUGCCUUCGCACCCUACCCCGUUCCAGAAAUUCGGAGGGUGGCUCUGGACGCGCUGGUGCUGCAGAUGAAGAGUAUGAGCGUGGGGAACCCCCGAACCUUCCCCUUCAUUGAGCCCCCCCCACCAGCCAGCCUGGAAACCGCCAUCCUGUAUCUCCAGGACCAGGGAGCUCUGGACAGCUCUGAGAGCCUCACUCCCAUCGGGUCCCUGCUGGCCCAGCUGCCCGUGGAUGUCGUGAUUGGGAAGAUGCUGAUCCUGGGCUCCGUGUUCAGCCUGGCGGAGCCCAUGCUCACCGUCGCGGCCGCCCUCAGUGUCCAGUCGCCCUUCACCCGCAGCGCCCAGAGCAGCCUGGAGUGUGCGGCGGCUCGGCGGCCGCUGGAGAGCGACCAGGGCGACCCCCUCACGCUCUUCAACAUCUUCAACGCCUGGGUUCAGGUGAAAUCAGAACGGAGCAGGAACUCCCGCAAGUGGUGCCGCCGCCGAGGCAUAGAGGAGCACCGGCUGUAUGAGAUGGCCAACCUGCGGCGCCAGUUCAAGGAGUUGUUGGAAGACCACGGGCUACUGGCCGAGGCUCAGCCGGUGGCGCCGGGGGACAGCUACAGUCGGCUGGAGCAGCGUCGCGAGCGCCGGGCCCUACACCAGCUGAAACGGCAGCACGAGGAGGGCGCAGGGCGCAGGCGCAAGGUUCUGCGGCUGCAGGAGGACCUGGGCGACUGCUCCAGCGAGGAGGACUGCGCAGGCCGGGCGGCCGAUGACAACGUGGACAUCCAGGACGUGAAGUUCAAGCUGCGGCACAACCUGGAACAGCUGCAGGCGGCCGCCAGCGCUGCCCAGGACCUGAGCCGGGAGCAGAUGGCCCUGCUCAAGCUGGUGCUGGGCCGGGGCCUCUAUCCGCAGCUGGCCGUCCCCGAUGCACUCAACAGUGGCCGCAAGGACUCUGACCAGGUUUUCCACACGCAGGCCAAGCAGGGCACUGUGCUGCACCCCACCUGUGUCUUUGCCAACAACCCUGAGGUGCUGCACACACAGGAGCGGGAGACUGCGGGUGGCGAAGGAAAGCAAGGUGACAAGGACAAGAUGAACAGCAGCCACCAGCUCCUCGCCUUCGUGUCCCUGCUGGAGACCAACAAGCCCUACCUGGUGAACUGCGUCCGCAUCCCCGCCCUGCAGUCCCUGCUGCUGUUCAGCCGGUCCCUGGACACCAAUGGUGACUGCUCCCGCCUGGUGGCUGACGGCUGGCUGGAGCUGCAGCUGGCGGACAGCGAGAGUGCCGUCCGGCUCCUGACGGCUUCCCUGCGGCUCCGUGCUCACUGGGAAAGUGCCCUGGACCGGCAGCUGGCCCAUCAGGCCCGGCGGCAGCACCUGGAGGAGGAGGAGGGGGAGGAGGCUCCGCCCAUCAGCCGCAAGGAGGUGGCGGCCCUGAGCAGGGAGCUGUUGCAGUUCAUGGCGUCCAAGGUUCCCUACAGCCUCCGGCGGCUGACAGGGCUGGAAACCCAGAACCUCUACGUGGGGCCACAGACUGUCACAGCUGCCCCCAGUCUCCCUGGCCUCUUUGGCAGCUCUACCUUGUCCCCCCACCCCAUCAAGGGGGGCUAUGCCGUCACUGACUUCCUCACGUACAACUGCCUCACGAGUGACGUGGACCUGUACAGCGACUGCCUGCGCAGCUUCUGGACCUGCCCCCACUGCGACCUGCACCUGCCCCUCACGCCCCUGGAGCGCAUCGCCCACGAGAGCUCCUGCCCCCAGGCCCCGCAGGAGGGCACCGCAGGGGGUGAGGAAGUGGCCCCCGAGCCUGUCCAGAAGGCGUCUGCCCUGCAGAGGCCCUACCACUGCGAGGCCUGCCAGAAGGACUUCCUGUUCACGCCCACCGAGGUGCUGCGGCACCGGAAGCAGCAUGUGUGAGCAGGCGGCGGGGUGGGCGCCUGGCCUGCGGGACCAGUUAGCUCCAGCCCAGCCUGGGGGUCCCGGUCUGGAGGGCGGGGGUGACCGUGUGAAUAAAGCCUUGCCUGCAGGCCUGGUUGUGGGCCGGCUGCUACCUGCUUAGGAAGCUUCGAGGCUGGCUGUCCUUGCCGCCCUGCACCGUGCGCACAGGGCUGCAGGAGGGCUGGGUGGUCAGGGCCCAGCAGGGCUAGGCUCUCCAGAGUGUCUGCUCUCCGCUUCCCCUGGAGCUCGGGAGGCCCGAAUCUGCCCUCGUGUUGGGUGGGUGUGGCGGGGGGGGAAUGCUCCUGUGGGGCCGGGCCCUAGCAGCUGACUCACGUGGCAGCCACCAGGGAGCUCCUGCUGCUGGCCCACCAGGCCUCGCUCGCAGUGGCCUCCAUGCCCUCUUUCCGCGUCCUCACCUGGUUGGCUCUGCCCACCUGCCUCAGCUCACCUCCCCCUGCAUCUGAUGAUCCCCGAUCUCGCCACGCCCUGACUGCUCCCUGACUGGUGCCUGUGCCCUGCUGCCUCCUGGGCACCCACACCUGCCGCCUGACAGGGGUCUCGGGCCUGACCCCGCCAGGGCCAACCUCAGAGUCCCUGCCGCCCCAUUCCUCAGUCAUCGCAGUCGUCGCUUCCUCUCCCGUCUGUCCACCAACCAGGGCGCUUGUCUGUCUGGAGCGUGUAUGAGGUGUCCCACCCAAGACUCCCAUCUGGGGAGUGAGUCUAAAGGGAGCUUCUGAGAAGUGGAGAGACUCUUACUGCCCAGAGGUGGCUGUCAGUGCAGCGGUCACAUGGGAGGAGCCAAGGGUCACGCCCCCUCUGGUGUGUGCUGUGGCUCGAGGUUAAUGAUGGGGCUGGGUGGGCCUGUUCUCGGGGACUGGGUGGCGUCCUGCAGGACCUCCCUCGGCGACCAGAACAACGUGUGCUCUGUCUGCUGCAGGCGGGGCCGUGGCCCUGGCGUUCCCGUGACCCCGCAUGACACAAACCACAUGUAGGCGUCGUUUUCUCGGUCAGUGCUGGGCCUGUUUACAGCAACUGGUGACAGUGGCUGCUGGGCAGCUGUGGAGCAGGGGCGCGCUCAUCCCGGGGACGUUGACAGUCUCGGUAGUCGGCAGCCUGGCGGGGUCUCACGCCUUCAUUCAGCAAUCUUGCAAACAUCGAAGUGGAACAAUAUAUUUAAUUUACUUGAAAGAGGGAGAAACAGAGAGAGAGAGCUUCUAUCCUCUGGUUCACUCCUCAGAUGGUUUUAACAGCCAGGCUUAAUCUAGGAGUUUCUUCUGGGUCUCCCACAUGGGCACAGGGGCCCAAGGACUUGAGCCAUCCUCCGCUGCUUUCCCAGGUGCAUUAACAGAGAGCUGGGUUGGAAGUGGAGCAGCUGGGACUUGAACCGGUGUCUAUAGGGUGCCAGUAUUGCAGGUGAGGGCUUUACCCAGCACACAGUACCUGCCCCUAAAUUUUUAAAAACAAAACAGCUCAUAAGUGAGCAGUGUGGUGGCUUUCCCAGAUGAAGGGUACCUGUGCUACCAGCUUCCAGGCUGAGGACUAAAGCAGCUGGUGUCCCCAUGUCCCCCGAGUGGCCAGCACGCCCACUAACUCACAGUUCCAAACUUCGCAGUGUGCUCUCUCUGGUUUCUGCUCGAGAUGACGUCGCAUCUGGCUCUGCUUUAUUCAUCAUAGCAGAUGCCUUCACUGCUUGUCCUGCUAAUGGACACUCAGUUUAUGUCCAGCUUCCAACAAUGCGGCAGCGAACACACUGGCCCUUGGUUUUGGUGAAUUGCGUCUUGUUGAGUCCAUAUCCGGGGGGUAGAAUUCCUGGAUGGGUUUGGCUGAGUCUGAAAUUGUUCUUCAAGGUCCUUCUACCAGUUUGCACUCCACCAGCACCAGAGAGCACGAUCACCCCUCCACCUGCUGACUAGGGAUUAUCAGUGUUGUGUUCUUAUCUCAAGCAUUGUACUGGUGGUUAUUGUACAUCUUUUUAAAAA
Messenger RNA from Oryctolagus cuniculus (rabbit), 6085 nucleotides. It is a transcript of the gene DHX34, whose product is annotated as DExH-box helicase 34. Gene Ontology annotation, cellular component: intracellular anatomical structure. The record is from RefSeq and is a predicted model, not a curated record. Lineage: Eukaryota; Metazoa; Chordata; Mammalia; Lagomorpha; Leporidae. Gene Ontology annotation, molecular function: helicase activity; ATP binding; RNA binding.